Messenger RNA from Dentiscutata erythropus, 171 nucleotides. NCBI's taxonomy places the organism in Eukaryota, Fungi, Glomeromycota, Glomeromycetes, Diversisporales, Gigasporaceae. The record is from the annotation of a GenBank genome assembly.
AAUACUCAAGAGUCUAAAAUGCGUCUUGCAAAUGUCUCUAUUAGUAAAUGUACUAAAGAAGAAUUGAAAACAUUAUGUGCUUAUAAAAAACGAAAAAUUUCAAGUGCAACUAAUCAAUAUGGAGAAGACAAAGCAAAUAAAACAUUUGCUGUGCUUUUUAUUAAAUGUUAA